Molecule: messenger RNA, 4400 nt
Organism: Branchiostoma belcheri (Belcher's lancelet)
Lineage: Eukaryota; Metazoa; Chordata; Leptocardii; Amphioxiformes; Branchiostomatidae
Exons: 8
Coding region: 255-1832 (525 amino acids)
Cellular component (GO): cytoplasm
Source: RefSeq, a predicted model, not a curated record
UAUGAAUGGGUGGAUCUGAGUUGCCUGACGUACUAGCCUGGACGCCCGAAGUUUUCCGUAAACCCUGGAUUUCAGACAGUCCUCUACCCGCAAACAUUAUCUCCAAGUAGCCGCGACGACUGUAGCAGAUCUCCUGUAGAGUUAGGCUGGAGUUCAGCCUUGUUAGCUCUUAGCAUAAGCGUUGCCAGGAACCCCGAUUGAGACACUUUUUUUUCAGAUUGGGCAGGUUUUUCCGCCAAGGGUCAAAGGUGAAAAUGGCUGCUACCAGGAACAAGAAAGUUCGUGAAACAUUAACGUUAAUAGUUCUGACUUGGAUUUUGCUCGUUUGUGCCGGUGAGGAGGAGGUCAGGAGAAGCCACGGCAUUAGACAAGCGCAGUACACUCGAGACAUGUGUGACGAUGGCAAGACCAGCAUAGCGUUGGAUUUACAAGGCAUAAAGUAUGACUGUGAGGCCAAAAUACAUUCUCCAGUAUAUGCUGAAAUGAGUCCAAGUAGAAGCAACUGUUCCACACCAAAAGAGCCAUUGCACAAAUGUAUGAGGGACAGAAUUACUUACACUCAGAGGAUCCCACACAGUGGGAUGCACAGACCCAAGUGGGCAAAGUAUGGUACCUAUAAAUACCUACCACCACAACGAUGGCUACACAACAUAGAGCAUGGUGCUGUCGUUGCUUUGUAUGACCCCUGUGCACCUCAGACGCAGGUUGAUGUGCUGAAACAGACUGUUAGGAGGUGCCUGAGGAAGCACAUCAUCACCCCUUAUACCAAGCUGACUCACACUUAUCCAUUUGCCCUGUCUGCCUGGGGAUGUACAUUGGAGAUGGCCCACAUUAAUGUGACAGAGGUGCAGGGCUGGAUUGUGCAACAUGCUCUUCAGUCUGGUGAGGAGAGCAGGGAGACCAAAGAUGGGCAGUAUUCCCACUGGCUCCUUCAGGCUGCUGAUGUUGUUUCAGAUCUACAGGAGUCUGUUAUUUGCCCAGACAUUCAAACAACUAGUGCCACUGCAAUUACACAACAGACAAACACUACACAGCAUACAGAGCUAGCAGAUACAGCAGUAGUCCAUGUGGGAUCUGGCAGUCAGCAUUCAGAACCAGAUACUAGUACGGCUCUGUCUGUUGGGCCCACAGAAGGUAGUUCUGCAAGAUUAACUGGCGACAGAAAACUUCUAGUAACAGAUUCCGAUUUUAUAAAAAACAUGGUCAUGUCCAAACAAGGGAAACUUUUGACUGCAUCAACACCAGCACGGAAACAGUCCUCACUACUCGUGCCACAGAUGGCAUCCAGCAGAGUCACAGCACAAGAAACAGGUGCAUAUAGAUCAUUAACAUCAGUAAACUCAUACACUGCCAAUGUUCCUCAUUCUGUUACUGUGCAAAAUUCUAGUCCAAAAACUGCAGAUCAGACUCAACAAAUGUCAACAAUGUAUCAGACACAAGAACUGCCAUCAAAUAUGAUGACACAGAGAACUCCUCAUAGACAUAGUCACCAAGUCAACCAAAGUGUGAUGACAAAUGCACUGGAGGGUUUCCAUCAGGAUCAGGCAUACUGGGCAUUAGGUAGCCUAGUGUUUCUGCUUGGACUGCUUAGUGGUGCUGUGUAUCAUACAAAACUCUGGAGGAAGAAGGUACAAGGUGAAAUGUUCAAACAAGUGGAAACAGUCAAGGACUGGGAGCAGGCCCCUAAGGAAAAGCUAAGCAUACCAGGCCUUAUCAGAAAAAAGUUUGAUCUGCUGAGACAGAAGACAACCAGAUAUCACCUGUUGAACCAACAAGAAGUGUUGUACAACGCCAUGUUUUCUGAAUCAGAUGUAGAUAGUGAUAAUCAAUAAGAGUAUGAAUAGGUUGUUUUGUAUCAUAUAAAUCAAUUAUUUUAAUUACUUAGUUGAUAAUGUACAUUUGUACAUAAGACCACACUAGGUUUUAGUUCUCAAUCAGUUGCUAAUUUUGUAAUAUACAUGUACAAUUUAUCAAAGUUGAGGUUUUCUUAUUCACUACUGCCAAGUCCUACAACUAGGAUUAUUGGCAGGUUGAUUCUGUUUCUGUUUUAAGUGGCUUUUACUGUAAACAUCAUAAAACAUUUCACCUAGCCUGGCGAAUUUGGGUGGACAUUUUGCAAGAUAUAUUUAUGAUAAAUGAUAAAAGGGAAGGUGCAAUUGGUUUUAAUUCUUUUUCUAAACAAUUAGAAAACCUUUUAAUAUGCGUUAUUGUAGCUAUUCAAUAUGUAUAACGUUAUAUUUUUAAAUUUUUUGUCGAUGUGUUGUUCUUACUUGUCCUGAAAAAUAAUAAACAUUGCCAGUGCUGUAAAUUAACAGAUUAAACAGCCUUAUUUGACAAUGUUUCAAUGUUGAAACAAAGUUGAAACAAUGUACUUCCUUUGUAGAGUUACUAAUGACAAGAAAAACGAUACACAGUCAGGAAGUUGCAUUAUGGAUUUAAUUGUGUACUCAUGUGGUAUUACAAAGUUCUGUCAAGUGGCUGUGGAUUACACUUACACUGACAGGCAGGCCAUGUAAAUUGGAUACUGCUUACUGGCAUAUGGCAAUAUACAUAUUUUGUUAAUUCCUUUUCAUCAUGAUACAGUAGUAGCUAAAUAUACCAUGUACAUGUACAUGUACUAGUAGUCUACCAGUGUUGUGCAAUCACAAGGGGUAGGAUGACUCACGUGUAAGAGUCUAGAAGGGGACAAUAUUGUUGAACUCACCAAUACAAGCAAUUUUGUAAAAUAAUUACAAACUUAAAUUGAAUGGCAACACUUUUCCUUUUGAUUUCUGAUUGGUUGUUUAAUAUUGGAGUCAAUGCAUUGGCAGCUAUGUAGUUUUGAAGUGGUGGUGUUGGGGAAAUGCUAUCACUGUGAAUGUGGUGGCAGUCUCAGUUUGAUAAUAGAAUUCAGUGUAAAACUUACAUGUUAUUAAUAUGUAAUUUGUCAUAAGUAAUUAGGAUUUGCUCAAAUAUAGGUAUUAUCUUUUUCUGAGUCUUUGCCCCAGACAAAAAUUUUGUAGCAAUCACAUAGGGAAAGUAUUCUGAAGCCCACUGAUGAGGUGGAAUAGUUUCCUCUAACUGAUUUCCAAUUCUUCAUGUAUAAUUGCAUCUGUAGUAAUUCAUAUUUAGUAUUUUUGAUCACUAUGUUUACCACUUAACAAAACCCACUUAUCAACAAAGAGGCAUGAACAAGUUGUUCAGUUAUUUGGAUUGGCCUGCUGGCAGUUUGGUCAAAAACUUCAUGCAUGCUGAUGUCAUCCAUAAUUAUAAUCAAGUCAAAAUGCCUCUGAUGUUAAAAAAAAAUUUGUUGUCUUCCUUGGUUUCUGGUCAAAGUGUCCAUUGGCAAGCCAAAUGUCUGAUUUAUAUCUUUUAGCCUUUAAUUACCUUUACCAAGAAGGUUGUGUUUUCAGUAGUGUUUGUCCGUCUGUCUGUGAACCAGGCUCUGUGAACAGCAUAACUCAAGAUCUAGAAGCUUAAUACAUCGAAAUACGUCGAUGACCUCUCUAUGGCCGAGUCAUGCCACCACAGCAAACCAUCUGUUCUACAGAGUGAGCUGGACAGGUUUAGUGACUGGUUACUGAAUGCGGACAAGUGCAAAGUAAUGGUCUUUUGUUGGAUGAAACUGCCCCCUGCCCCACCUGUCCUUACAAUUGAUGGAUCACAGCUGGAGAUCGUGCCUGUUACAUGUUUACUUGGGGUUGUUUACAGGCGAACUUAAAAAGGACAUCACAUGUGGACAAAAUGGUAUCGAAAUCUAAUCAUAUGGCAGAUUGUUCAUGUUGAGAAAAUUGAAAUGAUUCAACCUUACAACUGACAAUCUAAUCCAAGUUGUACGUAAGUCCGGAAUGUCGUUGGAAUAUCGUGCACCUGUCUGGCACUCUAGGCUGAUGUCAUCACAGUCUGUACGUCUGGAGAGAGUCCAGAAGAGAGCGCUCCGCAUCAUCCUCGGAGACCGUUACAUGACCUAUGACACAUCCCUGAAGGACACUGACCUCCGGACACUUCAACACUGAACUGACCUGUGUCUAAAGUUUGCAAGGAAACUGGACUCAGCAGUUCUGCUGCCAAGAGUGGGAAAUGUCCAUAACAGAAACACGAGAAACUCUGACAUUUUGAGGAUAUUCCAACUCACCAAUCCCAUACUUUGCUAGACUGCUGAAUGAUUCAAAUACUUCAGGAUCGUGCAGCACAGAGGCCUUUUUGUAAAUUUUAAUUCCUAUUAAAUGCUGUUUGUAAAUAUUGUUGUUAAAUGCGGUUUGUAAAUAUGAGUAUUUUUAGUGUAUUUAAGAAUUGUGAUUUUAAGUAUAUGUACAGUCGGCGGACUGUGAAAUGCUUCUUGUUGUUUUACUACUACAAACGAAUAAACCAUUCAUUCAGUCAUUCACUAAUAUGCAUUAUCAUGAAACUUGGUAGGUCAG